Acanthosepion pharaonis is the source of this 1722-nucleotide messenger RNA. Lineage: Eukaryota; Metazoa; Mollusca; Cephalopoda; Sepiida; Sepiidae. The record is from the annotation of a GenBank genome assembly.
AUGAUUGAUUCAUAUACUUUUUCUUUCUUUCUUUCUUUCUUUCUUUCUUUCUUUCUUUCUUUCAAAAUGAGUCUAUUAUUUAAUCUCAGUUUCUUUAUUUUCUUCUUUCCUUUGAAGACGUCGCUAUCAUUUACUCAAAAGUCAAUGAGUGAACUCACAACCUUUUUUGUCUCUUAUUUACUCACAACCACUUUCUUUCUUUCUUUUUUCUUUCCCUCGUUCUUUCUUUCUUUCUUUCUUUCUUUCUUUCUUUCUUUCUUUCUUUCUUUCUUUCUUUCUUUCUUUCUUUCUUUCUUUCAAGACACCCUAACGUUAACUCAUGUCCUCUUUCUAUCACUUUUAUGGACACCUUUCUUAUUUACACAUCUCUAUCGUCAACUGAGAGCCGCUUUCUUUCUUUCUUUCCAUCUUUCCAUCUUUCUUUCUUUCCAUCUUUCUUUCUUUCUUUCUUUCUUUCUUUCUUUCUUUAAAAACACCUCUAUCAUUAACUCACGACCUCUCUUCUUUUGUUUCCUUCUUUCUUCCCUUCUUUCUUUAAAGACAACUACACCUCGAUCAUUAACUCACUGCCUCUUUCUUUCUUUCUUUCUUUCUUUCUUUCUUUCUUUCUUUCUUUCUUUAAAGGCACCACGAUCACGCCCUCUGUUCGCUUCAUUAAUCUCUUUUCCUUCAAUCUUCCUUUCUAUUCCUUCUUCCUUUCUUUUCCUUCUCCCUUCCUUUCUAUUUCUUUUUCCUUCCUCUCUUUUCCUUCAAUCUUCCUUUCUAUUCCUUCUUCCUUUCUCUUCCUUCUCCCUUCCUCUCUCCCUUCCUUUCUAUUUCUUUUUCCUUCCUCUCUUUUCCUUUAAUCUUCCUUUCUCUUCCUUCUCCCUUCCUUUCUCCCUUCCUUUCUAUUUCUUUUUCCUUCCUCUCUUUUCCUUCAAUCUUCCUUUCUAUUCCUUCUUCCUUUCUCUUCCUUCUCCCUUCCUCUCUCCCUUCCUUUCUAUUUCUUUUUCCUUCCUCUCUUUUCCUUCAAUCUUCCUUUCUAUUCCUUCUUCCUUUCUUUUCCUUCUACCUUCCUUUCUCCCUUCCUUUCUAUUUCUUUUUCCUUCCUCUCUUUUCCUUCUUUAUUCUUUUCUAUUCUUCCUUUCUUUCUGCCCCUUCUUCAUUUCUUACUUUUUUCUCCUCCCUUACUUUCUAUUCCUUCCAUUAUUUUCCAUCUUCCUUCCUUUGUAUUCCUUCCAUCCUUCCUUCCAUCCUAUUUCGAUUGAAACAUGUUUCAAUAAUCGGCAAUCGACAUUGUCUCGGUUCCACCGUAAAGUGUUCCGCAUUUUUACUACGACUCUUCUUCUUAUUCCUUCUUCUUUUUCUUCCUCCGCUUCUUCGUCUUCUUUUUCAUCUUUUUACCCCUUUACUACUACUACUGAUGCUUCUUUCUCCUCCUCCUUGUCUUCUUUUUUCUUCUCUUUCUCUUUUUCUUCUUUUGCUUCUCCUUUUUCUUCCUCCUCUCCUUUUUCUUCCUUGACCUUUUCUUUUUCUUAUUUCUCUUCUUCCUCAUCUUUGUUCUCUUCUUCGUUUUCAUAUUCCGCUUCUUUUCUUUCGUCUAUCUUUUCUUCUUCUUCGUAUUUCCCCACUUCUUCUUCUUCUUCUUCUUCUUCUUCUUCUUCUUCUUCUUCUACCACAUCUAUUUUCUCCUCUUCUUUUUCCCCUUUUAUCCUUCAUUUAUUUGCUUAUUUUCUUUGUUAA